This is a messenger RNA of Triticum turgidum subsp. durum (durum wheat), 1389 nucleotides long. The record is from the annotation of a GenBank genome assembly. Lineage: Eukaryota; Viridiplantae; Streptophyta; Magnoliopsida; Poales; Poaceae.
AUGGCAGCCCUCGCCUCCCUUCUCCGCCGCCGCAGCGGCCGCCGCGCCGACGUCCUCCUCCGCACGCUCUGCGCCACCGCCACUGCGCCCCCCCUCACGUCCUCGGCCGCCAAGACUCGCCUCCGCCGCGAGUACGACGCCGACCGCGCCGUCUCCCUCCUCGAGGCCAUCGACACCGCCUCCCUCUCCGCCGGCUCUACUCGCCAUGCGCUCUCCCUUGCCGCACGCCGCCUCACCCGCGCCGGACGGCAUGCUGAUGCCGAGGCGCUCCUCUCGUCCCACAUCCCAGCUUCCCCAACCGAGCCGCAUCUCUCGGCCAUCCUCUGCUCAUACGCCUCCGCCGGCCUCCCCGAGAAGGCCCUCGAAGCCUUCCGCUCCGCCGCGCCGUCCCUCCCGUCCCCCAUCUCGCCGAUGCCCUUCAACGCCCUCCUAUCGGCCUUCGUCCGGUGCCGCCGCCACCGCCGCGUCCCGGUCCUCUUCGAGGAGCUCUCCAAGGAGUUCUCCAUCACCCCCAACGCCAUCUCCUACGCCAUACUGGUGAAGGCUCACUGUAUGGUCCGCCAUGACGCCAAGGCACACGAAGUGAUAGCUCGGAUGCGUGAGGAAGGUAUCUCGCCGACCACCACCAUCUACACCACAAUGAUUGAUUCCAUGUAUAAGCAGAAGAAGGUAGAGGAGGCCCAGACUUUGUGGAAGCAGAUGCUGGAGAGCGGGUGCAAGCCGGACCAUGCAACAUAUAAUGUGAAGGCCAUGCACCACGGACUCAAUGGCAAGCCCGAAGGUGUUCUCCAGGUGAUGGCGGAAAUGGAGGCCGCUGGAGUAAAGCCAGACACCAUCACCUACAAUUUCCUCAUGACUGCCUAUUGCAAAGAUGGAAAGAUGGAGGAUGCCAAGGCGCUGUACCGUUCGCUAGGUGACAAAGGGUGCUCAGCGAAUGCAGCCACAUAUAAGCACAUGCUUGCAGCGCUGUUUGCUCAUGGCGAUUUUGAUACUGCCUUGGAGAUCUUCAGGGAAAGCAUGAGCAAGCACAAGGUGCCAGACUUCAAGACAAUGAAAGGAUUUGUUGAAGGAUUGGCGAAGGGAGGCAGGGUGGCUGAGGCGAAGGAGGUUAUUUACAUGGUGAUGAAGAAGUUCCCUGAUACUAUGCUGUCCGGAUGGAAGAAGCUGGAAAAGGAGCUUGGGUUCUGCUCAGAUAACGGAGAUACAACCCCUCAUGCAGAAUGUACAGCUGAAGAACCAGUCUCUGAGGCUGAGCCUGCUACCACCGAGGCACUUGAACUCAAAGAUUCUGCUGCUGAGGAAACAGGCGUGUCUGAAGAAUCUGAUGAUGAUGAAACGCCCUCACCUGAGACAUCCACUGAUGAGGAAGUGCCGAGGGGUCCUGCUUAA